UAAAAUGUAAACAUAGGCCAUAAUUCCUCUGCAUUCUUGUCGUGAGGACAAAUAACUAUGGCCGCUAAAGUGUUGUUAGGGACCUCGAUGCUAUUUUACAUGAAACAUUCUACGCAAUUUCAAUGAAUAAAUUUACAACCAUUGCUUACCCACAAUUUCAACAAUCUUGACGUGAGUAGAAAAUACGGGUAGGCUGACUGAAGUAAGAAAUGGAUAAAUCAGCAGUGACUAAGUGGAACAAUAACAGUGCCAUUACGUUUUUGCAACAAGAGCAUUCUGCAACCCUGAAAGCGUUACAUUCAGAGAUUGAAGCGUUGCAGAAGCAAUGUGCCGAUUUAACUUUUCAGCUGACAAUGCAAGGAUUGGCUAUUGAUGGAUCAGGUAAGUUUGAUAAUGAUAUGCAGAAAGUACAGGAUGAGCUUGAACAGACCAGAGAGAAAAUGGUUGCAUUAGAAAAGGAACUGAGUGAAAGAGACAAAAAAGUCGAGAAACUUGAGCUGGAGGCCAAGACGCAACGAAAGCGCUGGCUGGAUGAAAACAGGCUUCAGUUGCAAACAAUGAACACGCUCAGAGCUGAGCUAGAAGCCAAAGCAAAUAAUAUUGCUUACCUCACAGCAGAAAUGAACAAAAUGAAGCAGAAAAUCAAAACGGAUCAUUCUGAACCAGCAACUAACCCCAGUAUUUCUUUCCACGGAGGACAUGCUCACAUGGAGGCUUCGAUUCCCAUCAUAAAAAAACCUGUAGCUCAUCAGCACUACUUCCCAGUUCCUCCCGCCAAAGAUAAGACAAUGAGUUUAUCCACGGGGAACACCCGCAUUCGUAGAUCCAAUAAGCACAGUGGAGAUGUUGGGAAGGCUAGCAAGCUGCCGAACCAACUUAUGGUUAGCCCAGGUCGAAGCAGUGGGUCAGAGUCACCUGACAUAACCUCAUUCCUUCCCUUAGCCAAUCAGGAAAUUCCGGUGAUUGAAGUGAAGCAGCCGCCUAUCCUCCCCCCAAUUCCAGUAAGUGCAGCCACCCUCUCAAGUUUUCACCCAGUCUCUAUGCACCGCGUAGUCUCAGCGGCAUCACACUACCCUCAAAAGAAAACGAGUCUGUCAACAAAAACGGAACUUGUUUCUUUAGCGAUAGAGAAUGCAGCCAAUGCAGAAGCCUCGUGGAAACUGACAGAGUCAAGAAGUUCUGAGUAUAAUUAAAAGCUAAUGUCAGUCACAAUCAUGAUUGUUUUUUUAACACCAAAUAUUUCACAUUAAAAUGGGAAAAGCCAUAUUGUCAAUGGAAAUAUUAAUCAAUAAUUUUUUUUUCUUUAGUUGACAUAGCAUCAUGAAAAGCUAAGCUAUUAUUCUUAUGUUCAUAAAUAUUAAAUAGUUUAAUGAGACAUCGACAACUCUUGCACAGAAUCAUGGUAAACUAAACUAAUGUUCAUUACUUGUAGUAAAUAAUUUUUAAUGUUUGUAAACAUUAUAACUAGAUAAUAAGAAAAACGAAAUACACAAGGCCUUGUAUGUCUGUGUAUAUAUAGCUCAGUAAGUGUUCUAAAGAAUUCAAUACCCUUGAAUUGGUUCUAAAUAUUGUAAAUGUUAAAUGUCACUUCAUGAGCUGGCUGUUUAUCCUAGGAGUGGAUGGUACUAAUUUACUCUUUUUUAUCAAUUAUUUUGGUUGUAAAACUUUUUAACACCUGAAAAGUAAAAGCUCUAGUGAAAAUAGAAGAGAAUAUGCUAUCGCAUGCUCAGCUGGCUAGGGUCGAAUCUUUUUUUGUGAACCAUGUGGGGAAAGGGAGGGGGGAUCUUGGCAACUCAGCUACUGUCAGGAUUUGAACUCGACUACCCUUGAUAGUUAGCCAUUUGGUUUAAGCCUCUCAACCACACUUCUAAUUACAUUUAAUAUUUACAUCUAACAAAAUCAUUGCAAAUGUUACUUUUGUCUCAGAAUGUUUUAAGUUAAUAAAAGUGUUUCAGUAGAACAUCAAUUCUUUCUCGUAAGAAAAAUCCUUUGUAUUAGUUUUACAUGAAACUUAAAUUUGGUGGUUUAAAUUUGUUUCUUCCGCAUAGAGUUACUCUAAAUAUUAUUCUGUAAUCAUACCCCCUCUUACAGCUGGACCAGUCUCAAUUCCUGUUGAUUGUAUCCAAAAAGUUAUCUCUGUCGAGAGUCAAGCUUUAUUUGAUGGACUGAAUAUAAGGGGGGCACCUACACCAUGAAAUUACUAUUCACAAUUUCAUUUUCAAUUCUGUGACAUAAUGAAAUGAGUUACUCAUUCAGUGCACAUUGUUUCAUGCCAUACAUUGAAUACUAUGUUUUAUACUCAUCAACACUUUUAUUUAUAACUAUGUCAUUAAAUUGUAGUCUAGAGAGAGAGGUCUUAUGUCCACUUUGUUCAGUUUAGUUGACAAUUAAAGGAAACUAAUGUUGUGCAAGUUCCUUGUUCUUAGUUAGGCUUGUUGGUUUUUUUUAUAUUUCCAACAGUUCGCUCCAUACAAAAAGCAUUAUUCACUUAUUGCUCAUUGAACUUUGUUUAGACUUCACCAUCUAUACUAAAUAUUUAAACUUUUAAAGAAUAAAUAUGUGCUAUCUAAAAAUAUAUUAGUAAAAUUUUAUUAAUUUAGGUUUUUCUUUUAAGCUAAUAAUUUGAAAUAUAUACAUUUUUAGCGGAUUAGUCUUGAAUUAAAAGUUUCUUAAAAGUUUUUAUAAUGGGAUACAAUAAAUACAUACAUGCCAGACAUAUGAGGCUAGGUAAAUUUUUGUUGCAUAAAUAAUCAAUAUGUGUAGAAUUUAUGUUACAAUUGAAUGUUGGAGAUGACAGGUUAUUGAAGGAUUGAAUUGAGGUGCUAAUGGAGUGUACCAGCGAUGUGCAAAUAAAGUGAACCUGUAAGAUUGCUUUGAACUGCCUGUUGUUAAAAAGAAGUGUCUUUUGUCAGGUUUGUCAGUAAGCAACCUGCUGAACAAAUAAACAUUUAUUCUGUAUUAAAUUUUAUGCUACUAAAGUUCAUACUCGUCUAAUAUGAUAUUCUGGGAGGUGCAUGAAUCAACCUUAUUUACAAGAUAUUUAAAGCUCAUCUUUAGAUUCUAUAAGAUUGAUUUCUUUAUAUUUCCUUACAGAGUUGAACAAAGGGAUGCUAUUACAACAAAAAGUUUACUGACACUCAUGAAUCGUAUAUCUUUCUUAGAAAUUGAGAUUAUUGUGAAGCAGUGAUACUUUUUAUUUGUCAUAGUCAUUUGUUAGUCUAUCCAGUUUUUUUUUAAUUCUACAGCACUUCUGCUUCUAUCUUAAAGUCUGGCCACUUUUAUUUUUUUUUUCUUCUAAAACUCUUCUGCUUCUAUGUUAAAGUCGGCCCCCCCCCCUUUUUUUUUUUUACAAACUUCUGCUUGUAUCUUAGAGUCUGGCCACUUUUCUUUUUUACUACUCUUCUGCUUGUAUUUUAAAGCUAAACCAUUUACAUACCUGCGUAUAUAUGUCCAGACUCUUUCUAAGCCUGGGCUAUCUAGAUAUUGAAGUAACGUCUGUAUUUUAUCAUUUUUAUGAGAUAACACGUUGACAUUGGCUUUUAUACUAAACUAUUCUCCACUUCAACAUAUAUAUGUUUCUACAAUGUACUGAAGCAUAUCUACACAUAUGUUACUACUUUGUUAUGCUUUUUUUUUUUUUACAUUCUUUUAUUUAUUGUUUGAAACUAAGCCAUUCACUACUUUUGACUGUGAUAGGAAAUAAAGUUUGUUUUCAAACAUUCCUUCUAAGUGAUUUUCUGAUCCACCAUGUAAAUGUCUGCAUACUGUUGUUGUUACUGACAAGAUCUUUGCUUGACCCAGAAUACACUUUGCAUAUGCAGUAGCUUCAUGGCAUAGUUCUCUUAAGAGGCAUUGAAUAUAAAAAAAAAAAAGAUAUAGCUACAAAUGAGUAAAUUAAUGUUCCUUCUUCCCAAGUGAUAUUAGAGCAUAGAACAUGUUGCCUGAAUUAGCCAGUUUUCUUAGCAUAGUUUAGGUCUCUAAUUAACAAGCACAGAAAAUGUAAUUAACUUCUGCAUUGAAGGAACUUACAAUUUUGAAGAUAUGUAUAAAAAAAAACUUGUAUAAAAAAAAAAAAAAACUAUUGGAAUGAGGAACAUAGUUAUAGUUAUCAGAAUUAGAUUUUAAAAAAGUAUGUGACCAUUUUCUGUACAGAAUUCUGUUUUCAGUUUCUCCCUUUUAAUCAUUGUGCUUCAUUUAAAAAGAGUGAACAAAGUUGUUGUUUUUUUAUGUAUAUGUGAAUGAAUCUUUCUAAUAAAAUAAAGGUGACCAUACUGCUGAAUAUAAAUUUAUAUUUUUUUUUUCGUUAGUGAUGUAGCGUAACUUGAAUAUAAUUUUGGAAAAAUAAAGCAGCAAUAUUUUUACUUGAUA
This is a messenger RNA of Biomphalaria glabrata, 4368 nucleotides long. RefSeq names its product coiled-coil domain-containing protein 92-like. The record is from RefSeq and is a predicted model, not a curated record. Bases 210 to 1193 code for a protein of 327 amino acids. Lineage: Eukaryota; Metazoa; Mollusca; Gastropoda; Planorbidae. The transcript has 4 exons.